Molecule: messenger RNA, 2510 nt
Organism: Cataglyphis hispanica
Lineage: Eukaryota; Metazoa; Arthropoda; Insecta; Hymenoptera; Formicidae
Gene: mbo
Product: nuclear pore complex protein Nup88
Exons: 13
Coding region: 139-2268 (709 amino acids)
Biological process (GO): ribosomal small subunit export from nucleus; mRNA export from nucleus; ribosomal large subunit export from nucleus
Cellular component (GO): nuclear pore
Molecular function (GO): structural constituent of nuclear pore
Source: RefSeq, a predicted model, not a curated record
CCAACGGUGAUUUUGCAAACUACCAACGGCCGCUAUAUUGUUCGCAGGAGCAACAACUGUUGCGCGGCAGACGAAGUUUGUUGUUGUACCGGGUCCCGCGCGCUAUAACCUCGUAUCGUCGUUUCGCAGUUCGAGAAGAUGUCAUCGUGCACAGAUUUGUUGCGGUUGAAUGAGAAGCGACUGUUCAAGGAUAUCAGAGCGAGCCUGCCGUGUGGUGCGAAGGAGACGCGUAACGUCCUCGAAGUACGCGACAACGUGCUGUACGCGUGGAAUGCGAAAAACCAUUGCGUGCACACAUUCAACGUCGCGGCGACUCGGGGCAAGCUCGACGAAGACGUCCCUUAUCAGUCGUUACAACCGACGGAUCCACCAAUUUUUGAUAUCACGAAUGUACUGAUAAAUGAGACAGCAACUCAGUUAGCAUUAUGGGGCAACUUGGGUAUCGCUCUCAUGGAGCUACCGAAACGAUGGGGCAAGGACGCCGUUUACGAGGGCGGCAAGGAUGUGAUUCUCUGCACAAAUCAUAAUUUUGGAGAUUUUGGAGCAACUGCGGAAAUUCAACGAACGCGAUGGCAUCCGGGUUCUCCGAAUGACUCGCAUCUAUUGGUUUUGACAUCAGAAAACUCUUUUCGUUUGUACGAGUGCGACCUGGGUGGUUCACCCAGACUCGUAAAAUGCUGGAAGGUCGGCCGCGCACCAUCGAACUCGCCCUCGAAGAUCCCAGGUUUUGCAUCUCUCGGUGAGGCUGCGGUAGAUUUCGAUUUUGCCACUCCUACCCUGAGAAAGCCGGAGAUAUUUGCCGACAAGAACAUCGACGAGAUGAAAGACAUAGUUGACUGGAAUCAAAUUGAAUGGCCGAUCUUGGUCCUUCGUGGAAACGGUGAAGUGCUGAUCGUUCAUGGGAAUAUCUUAUUAGAAAAUUACGAGAAUCCAGUGGUAUUUGGUUCGUUGUCUAUGUAUCCUCCGACCGACGAUAAUUACGGAAUAGAUUCAUGCUCUAUCAUGUGCCUGCAAACUACCCCACCAAUAGUAGUCAUCGCCAUGUGCACUGGAAAGAUUUAUCACGCGAUACUAUUGCGCGAAAUAUUGAACGACGAGGACAAGGACGACAGAAAGACUUGGUCGCAGUAUGGCUCAAACUACAGUCUUCAUACUCCAGACGACGCACUUUAUGUCUACGAGUGUGUCGAAUUGGAGCUCGGUCUCCUCUUCACAGACGACGAUAAGAAGUAUAAUUGUCCUAUCCAUCUUCAUUGUGAUAAGAGCAAUAAAUCCAGAUAUUUUUGCACUCAUAAUGCCGGGAUUCACAUGGUGAGUUUACCGAUGGUUUCUCAACUGGAGGAAUUUAUACAUGAUAAUAGAGAUAAUUACUUACCAUCUUUGUCAAACCAAUCAAUUUUACAAUAUCUAUUCUCUACGAGAACAAAGCACACAAAUAUAGACGAGGCUACGCCGAUACUCGGUUUUGGUUUACUUCAAGAACCUUGUGUUUUAAUCGCAUUGCUGCAUACAGGCGUCGUGAUCGAUCUUUCGGUUAUAGAUCUUUAUUAUCUCCCAAGGAUCGAGCAACUAGAACCUAUCGCCAAUACUACAAAAAAGGUAAAUAAGGAACCCUUCGACAUGUACAUCAGAAGAUUACUAAGACGCGAAGUAUCACAACCCAUAACGAAAAUAGGAUCUCGCUCGAUGUCCUUGAGCGAAUCCCUAGAGUUCUUGUAUCACGCCACAAAUAUCUUUCGCACUCAACAUUUUGUCCAACAUGAUAAAGUUCGGGAGGAAAUCAGUAAGAAGGUCCGCGCUUUGAAAGCUUUAAAAACUCAUCUAUUAAAAGAACUCGAUACUUUGAUGGAGACAAAGAAAGAAUUGCGCCACACUGCUGAACAUUUAGCCGAACGAUACGAAGAUAUUAAUGAUAAACAGAAAGAAUUGGCGCGUAGAGCAGAGGAAGCUCUAAGAUUGGUAAAUUACAAGGAACCGUCAAUGACUGCUGUCGAGCGAGCAGAGGCAGAAGAAUUGAAGAAGAUGAACAUAAAAAUACAUGGCAUGCAGAUACGACUUGAACAACUUAAGAAAAAAUCUAUGCAACAAAUCAAACAUGCAGACGCCUUCGAAUCUAAUGAAAAAAGAAAAGAAAUCGUUUUUACACAUAGCCAAGAGAAAGUUAUACAGGAGACUCUUUCUCAAAUGGCAAAAAAUAUAAAAAAUUUGAUGGAUCAAGCAAAACAUAUUAAGGCUGAGAUUGAUCUUUCAUACAUUAACAAACAAUAAUAAUAUAUAUUAAUUUCUUGUAAGUAAUAAUUUUACAUAAAAUUUGUGUAUACAAUAUAUAUAAAAGAUUGUUUUUGUAAAUAAUUUAUUGUAAUUUUAUCUAAUUUUUAUCUUUGAAAUUUCUAUACAAUUCAUAAUUAUUUAUCACUAUUACUUUUACUAGGAUAAAUAUUCCAAAAAGAAAAAUAUAUGACACUGCAGAUAUAUUGAUAAUAAAAAUAUGUUUUAUUAAGAUUUAGAAU